Hemiscyllium ocellatum (epaulette shark) is the source of this 3822-nucleotide messenger RNA. RefSeq names its product ankyrin repeat and BTB (POZ) domain containing 1 (gene abtb1). Gene Ontology annotation, cellular component: ubiquitin ligase complex; cytoplasm. Lineage: Eukaryota; Metazoa; Chordata; Chondrichthyes; Orectolobiformes; Hemiscylliidae. The record is from RefSeq and is a predicted model, not a curated record. The transcript has 12 exons. Bases 129 to 1562 code for a protein of 477 amino acids. Gene Ontology annotation, molecular function: protein binding.
UGUUUACAAGCACCACCUAUCGAGGGUACUUCGCUGACUUGAGCUUGAAGUAAUAAAUAAUAAAAGCACACGGGUCUGUGGAAUAACGGAGUGGAUGCAGCGAUACCCAGCCUCGGGGAAGGAGAGAGAUGGACACCAGCGAGUUAUUCACCAGCUGCAGGAAGGGGGAACUCUCCAGAGUCCGCUAUCUGGUUGAACAGAGGGAUGUGGAAUUAAAUGUCAAAGAUAAAUGGGACAGUACCCCACUAUAUUACGCAUGUCUGUGUGGGCAUGAGGAACUUGUUCAGUACUUGCUUGCCAACGGAGCAAAAUGUGAAGCCAACACAUUUGACGGGGAGCGGUGCUUGUACGGUGCACUGAAUGACUCCAUUCGGAGGCUGCUGAAAGACUACAAACAAGUUACUGCCAAGUCGAUGCAGAGAGAUUAUUAUGAUGAUUUUCUGCAACGGUUAUUGGAACAAGGCUACUAUAGUGACAUUUCCUUCCUUGUUCAUGGCCAGACGCUCAGAGCCCAUCGCUGUGUAUUGAAUGCUCGCUCAACAUACUUCGCAGAAAUGUUGCAGACAAAAUGGAAGGGGAGAAAGGCGAUAGCCCUCAAGCAUCCAUUGAUAAACCCAAUGGCUUUCAGGGCAAUCCUGCAGUAUUUCUAUACAGGCCGCUUAGAUAUUGAAGUUGAAAAUGUUGAAGAUUUUAAAAUCUUAGCAAAGCAAUGCAAGUUAGAAGAACUCAUCAGUAAAUUAGAAGGCAAACGUAAAGAAGUCGAUGAGUUUGUUUCCUCAAAACCUGGAACCUGGGUGAAAGUCCUGACGCUUGAACCUGAUGAAAACUGCAGCUUGCAGGAUGAUCUGGCCAUACUCGCUGACUGUGCCCUGCCUGCUGAGCUCAGGGUUGGUUUUGGUGAGCUGCCUUUCGACAGCACUGAUAACUUUAGCAGUUAUGCUGAUUUGAGUUUCCGAGUCGAAGGUUAUAUCUUCCUGUGCCACAAGGCAUUUUUUUGCAGUCGUAGUGAUUAUUUCAGAGCCCUGCUGCAGGAUCAUUUCUCCGAAAGUGAGGAACUUCAGAGUCAACCCAGUAUUCCCAUGGUGACCCUCCACAACAUGACUGAGGACAUCUUCAUCCGAGUCCUUUACUAUAUCUACAGUGAUGAUACCGAGUUAUCCCCAGAAAAUGUGUAUGAGGUGCUGUGCGUAGCUGACAUGUACCUUCUGCCAGGCUUGAAGAGGUUGUGUGGAAAGACCCUUGUAACAAUGCUGACUGAGGACAGCGUAGUCAACAUUUGGAAGACCGCAAAGCUCUUCAGGCUUUCCCGACUUGAAGACCAGUGCACGGAGUAUAUGGCUAAAAUCAUAGAAAAGCUUGUGGAAUCGGAAGAGUUUGCUGAAGUGGUAAAAGAGGAUGCUGCAGCCGUCGAGGCCCGACAGGAGACUGACUCCAUUCCCCUGGUUGAUGAUAUACGUUUCCAUGUCACCAGCAAUGUGCAGACUUAUAGUGCCAUCGAGGAAGCUAACCAGAAACUGCAAGCUUUGGAAGAACUUUUAGCUAGAUUGGAACUCGAGUGUUAAGAGAAUAAUCACUUUUCCAUUGUGACUAGUUACAUAGAUCAUGUUGGAGGGCAGCACUGAGAAGAAUGAGCUUUGCCCAGGCAGUAUGGUUACUUUCUUGUGGACUUGACUGCAUCUUAAUGCGAUAAGAAAGAAGGACAUUUAGUCAAGAGACAGUGUCCCAUUUUGUUUGCCUGCACUGAAUGGAGGUUUAAAGCAAUAAGGUGGAGCUCAUGUAAGUGCUCUCCAUCCCUCUGACAUAGUGCUUAUUCCUUAGCAGUUCUUAUUCUUCCCAUCCCUGAUGCAUGGAUCAUUCAGACUAAUUCUGGCUACUUAGCAGGUACCUUAACUGGCCACAGACUUAUCAGAAAGCACAAAGAAACCCUGUUAAAAUGUCACCAAAUUUUGGAAUCUAAAUUCCUGAUAGUAUGAAACAAGAAUCUUAACUAUUGUUUGAAUUGAGAAAGCUGCAUACUCACAGCAUAUCUGUUGAAGAAUUAGGCGGAAUAUCUUGUGACUGUCACCGGAAAUGUUUGUUAUUUUGGGUUUCCUUCAGUCAAUUUCUAACCUGCUGAAUGUAUGCAAAAAUGUUCUGAUUUUUUUUUUCCAAACUCUGUUUCCAGCUCUCUGCUAUUUUUUAAAAGCUUCCAAGGAGAUGUGUGUUUCAGGAUAAGUACCAAACUGGCCCAAUGCAUUGACCAACCAAGGCAGGAGGGUCACAGGACUAUUGGUCAGUGGGCAGACUCUUGAAGAGCUGUGUCUUAAUACUGGGGCGCUCCACGGCUAAUCUUUUUGUGCUUUCAUGGAUUCUGUGGGACUCUUGUUUUAGAGUCAGAGUUACUAUAGAUUAAAAAUACCUGAAGAAGUAGCAAACUUUAUAAUCUGGAGGUAGGCUUUUGCAACUUAACUAAUAAAAGCUAAAUGGCUGGGUUGGGGAAGGUAUAUUGUCCCAAUAUUUUCUCUUAGAACCAUGUUCCGUCCACUCUGAGUUGAUUUUGUGCUUAGACUGAUUACCAAUGAUUUUGUCAUGCUCUGUGCCCCCGAUUUUCUGCUGACGUCUGCAUAGGGCCAAGAGUAAGCAAUUUGAGCCUAUUCUGCCAGUUUGUAGUCAGUGCAGCUCCAUCCUUUUACUUCCUCCUGUUCCUUGUAAUACUCUUGCUUUCUCAGUAAGUUUCAGCCUCCCUUUUUGAAUGUAAGAAAAAUACUGUAGGUGCUGAAAAUCUGAAACAAUCACAGAGAAACUCAGCCUGUCUGGCAGCAUCUGUGAAGAGAGAAACAAAAGUCAUUCUGAACGCAAAAUGUUAAAUCAGCUUCUCUCACCGCGGAUGCUGUCAGACCUGCUGAGUUUCUUCAGCAUCCUGUGUUUGUUUCUGUAAAAAUGCAUCUGGACUUUCCAUUGUUUCGGCUGUGGAUCCCACUUAUUCACCACACCUUUGUGUGGGAGCCUUUUCUGGACCAGUUCCAGUAAAAUCAUAGCUGGGACAUCAGAAUGGAAAGUAACUUCAGGUGGCUCCCUUUCUGUCCAGUCCCCGGCCAACCUGAUGAGGCUGACUCAAAGGCACCAGUGGCCUUCCUGCCUUGCUUCCCUUCGUAUACAAAUCUGUUUUUGUCGUCUCUAUCCCGAUUUAAAACCUCCAACUCGGUGGUUAAACCUCUGAUUGUGCUGCAGGACCAAGAAAAGCUACAAUUGAUUCCCUCCCUGGGGAAGCCAGCAAGAGAGUAAGCUGCAGAGCAUGUAGUUUUGGUCUGUUUAGAUACCAUUCUGAGCGGGCUUUCAAAAUAUGAGACUGUGUCUUUUUCUUUUAAAAAGAAAAUUGGUGUUUAGAGACGUAUUGCAGUGCAGUUUAAUUUUAGUCUAUCUUUCACAAAAUGUGAAUUCAUACUUCAAGCCAGAAAUUAAUUGCUGUAAGAUUGUUGUUUGUUAUCACAGAACAGCUAGAGAAUAGCACUAUUUUAGCUAAUUUAAUGUCUCUAUGCAUAUAUAAUAUAUAUUUUAUAUAUACAUUAUGUGCAUAUAAAACUAUUUUGGCCCAUCUGGCAGCAGAUGCAUUCGGAGUUCCUGAAGAUAUCAGAAUGACUCCUUUAGUGUAUCGAUAACAGAUUACAUAUCAAAGCAUUUGUUGCACUUUUAUUUAAUUAUUCAGUACUUCCUUCAGGUUCACUUCAGUGCAGAUUUGUUACAUAUGUGGUAUAAUUCAAGCAAUGAAAUUCAAGGGUAAGCCAGGAUAGCUUCACAUUUAAAAUGUAGUGUGAUCUGCUUUCCAUGCAAAUGAAUGUUAUA